Messenger RNA from Porites evermanni, 2431 nucleotides. The record is from the annotation of a GenBank genome assembly. NCBI's taxonomy places the organism in Eukaryota, Metazoa, Cnidaria, Anthozoa, Scleractinia, Poritidae.
AUGUUGCGUGUAGAGCUGGCUGUUGUCGUUAGUUUGGGUUUAAUCGUAUCAGCGUUCGGCCAUGGCCGUCUGAUUGAUCCCGCGAGUCGUAACGCGGCUUGGAGGUACGGUUUUGACAAUCCGGUGCACUUCACAGACAACGAGUUAAACUGUGGUGGAUUCAGUCGUCAAUGGAACAAAAAUAACGGGAAGUGUGGGGUAUGCGGGGACCCGUACGAUAUCAAAAAACCGGAAUUCAUCCACCCUGGUAAAUACGCCAAAGGCAUCAUCACCAAGACUUACAGAAAAGGCCAGGAGGUUGAAGUUAAGGUACACCUCACUUCGAACCACAAGGGUUUCUUCGUUUUUCGUGUAGGGAAUAUUGGCAAACCUCCCAUUACAGAAGAAAAGCUGACGUACGUUCUAAAGCAACGCAAUGGCCAGACGAAAUGGAUUUUACCUAACAAUUUGAACACAGUCUUCACAAUCCAGCUACUGCUGCCCACGGGUCUGACAUGUGAUCACUGCGUGAUGCAGUGGUGGUACAGCGCGGGAAACAACUGGGGGUGCGAUGGAGAUGGAACGUGUGGCAACGGGCAUGGACCACAGGAAACUUUUGUGAACUGUGCUGACAUCAAAAUCACUGGAUAGAUGUUUCUCUCGAGAUGAUGCCCCGAGAUAAUUGAAAAACUAACUUUGUAUUGAAAUCAGGGAAUGUAAUAGGAAAAACGUAGAUAAGUGAGUAAUAAAGAGAGUAAUGAAGUGAUACCACUUGAGUUCCAUCAGGGCUAAUUUUGCAUACUUGUAAAUGCUGUUUGUCGCAGUUGGAACAAAAAAUAUAUAUUAAAAAAAGUAAAAGAUGCCUUUCUUGUCUGAGUUUUCUCUUACCGUAUUUUUUGCGUCUGAAACAAACUUAAAAAGUGUUACGCGCGUUCCGAAAAUGUCUCUUUCCCUAUCCUGAGUGUGUAUCGUACGCCUUUUGUUUUACGGUACAUGUUCUGUACAACCUAUCAAUGUCAGUCAUGUCAAUCUUGCAAUGUCGCUUCGACACAUGUAUGUAGUUGAGUUAGGAAUGCAGUGAGGUUCAGCUGCUCCCUCUAUUCACGAACAACGACAUGAAAUCACUGUGUGUGGCUGAAUAAACAACUAACAAAGUAGUUUACCAAUGCCAUCUUCCAUAUUAUUUCUAAAGUCUCAAUUAUAUGAUACAAAGCUCUACAACAGGACCUCUACGUCAAGAACUCACUACUCACUCACGUGCGUAUUUUCAGAAAGAGAUUCUUUGAACCACUGUUAGGAAAAAACCGGCGUAAAACUGAUGUCAGAUUCAAUUUGAUUCUUAAAUGAUCCUUGCUUUUUAAAAAAUAUAGGGAAUCAAUAAGUGUUCAGCUGUCCAGGGUGUAGCAGCUACUUCCUAGGUGACGUGGAGGACGCACAAGAUGUGUCAAUUCAGGAAGUUCAGCUGCUCUGACUUUCCUGACUUGUGUUCACUGAAAGCUGACGUUUUAUAUCCAGUUCUUUUAGUUUGCUCUCAUAUUUCUUACUGCAAGACCUCCCGAUCAUGUUUCUCACAGAGUUGAGUUUUGUUCUAAGCGUAAGCUUAAUCGUAUCAGUAUCUGGCCAUGGCCGCUUAAUUGAUCCCGCCAGUCGAAAUGCUGCUUGGAGGUAUGGCUUUGACAAUCCACCCCACUACACAGAUAACGAGUUGAACUGUGGCGGUUUUAAUGUCCAGUGGAGCACCAACAAAGGGAAGUGUGGAGUAUGUGGUGACCCUUAUCAUAAGAAGGAACAGCCCCACGUUUAUCCUGGAAAAUAUGCCAACAACAGAAUCAUCACGAAGACUUAUAGAGAAGGCCAGGAGAUGGAUGUAGUUGUGGAACUUACUUCGAAUCAUCAGGGGUUCUUUGUGUUUCGCGUGGGUAAGAUUGGCAGUCCUCCCAUUACACAAGAAAAGCUGAAGUAUGUUCUGAAGCAACCGAACGGACAAGAAAAGUGGAAGAUAACCUCCCAUGGAAAUGAUGUGUUCAAGAUCAGGCUUGUGUUACCCAAAGGCCUAACAUGUGAUCAUUGCGUGAUGCAGUGGUGGUACACUGUGGGAAAUAACUGGGGCUGCGAUGCAGAUGGGUGUGGCUUAGGUCACGGACCGCAGGAAACUUUUGUGAACUGUGCUGAUAUUAGGAUUACGGCCAGUGAUGGUAGCGUAGCAACCAACCCACCCUCUCCACAGACAGAACAACCCCCUCCUCCCACACAAGCGCCCCUUCCUUCUACACAAGCGCCCCUUCCUCCUACCCAGCUUCCUGUGACGACUAUGCCUCUUCCCACAGAUGCCCCUAAUCCAAGCGGCUGCAAGGCGACGGGAGCCUGGGCUGGACAAACGUCUAUAGACCACUGGUGCGUGGUGAAUUGUGGGAAUGGGUACUGUCCGGCUCAUAUGUGCGUGUGUAAUUAG